CUGCCAAAGAGACUCCACCUGCCGCGCUUGUCUGGAGAACCCCGCAGAGCAAGGACGCUGAAAAUGGCUCUGUGUGCUUUCUAUGCCCUUUGGGGUUUGCUGCUAGAAGUGGCAAUAUCGUUUGGUCCAGUCCCCAGGAUCACUUGGGAGCACAGAGAGGUCCAGCUAAUACAUUUUAAUGAAUCAAAAGUGUCAAACUAUUCAACCUUGCUGUUAAGUGAAGACAAAAAUGUUCUAUAUGUAGGAGCCAGGGAAGUGAUCUUUGCCUUAAACGCAAUGAAUAUUGCUGAGAAGCAGCACGAGCUACACUGGAAGGCCACAGAAGAUAAAAGGACUAAAUGCGCAGUCAAGGGCAAAUCAGAACAGACGGAGUGUCGUAACUACGUGCGUGUCUUGCAGCAGCUGAAUGAUACUUUUCUCUACGUGUGUGGAACUAAUGCAUUUCAGCCAACGUGUGAUUACGUGAACUUAACUUCAUUUGAACUUGGAGGUAAAAAUGAGGAUGGUAAGGGUAGGUGUCCGUUUGAUCCUGCUCAAAGCUACACAUCUGUUAUGGUUGACGAGGAGCUUUAUUCUGGGACUUCUUACAAUUUCUUGGGAAGUGAACCCAUUAUUUCACGGCACUCUCAUCAGAGCCCUCUGAGAACAGAGUAUGCAAUACCUUGGCUUAAUGAGCCCAAUUUUGUUUUUGCUGAUGUGAUAAGAGCAGAUCAAAACGGCACAGAUGGAGAAGAUGACAAGAUAUACUUCUUCUUCACCGAGGUGUCUGUGGAGUAUGAGUGUAUUGGAAAACUGAUGAUUCCAAGAAUAGCUAGGGUCUGCAAGAGGGACCAAGGAGGAUUAAGGAUCUUGCAGAAAAAAUGGACGUCCUUUCUCAAGGCCAGGCUGAUUUGUACCAUCCCUGACAAGAAUUUAGUUUUCAAUGUUAUCAAUGGUGUUUUUAUUCUCAAGUCUCCAACUCUGAAGGAACCAGUGAUAUAUGGAGUCUUCACCCCACAACUGAAUAACGUGGGGUUGUCAGCAGUGUGUGCAUACAGUCUGUCCACUGUGGAAGAGGUUUUCUCAAAGGGAAAAUACAUGCAGAGUGCUAUCGUGGAACAGGCUCAUACAAAGUGGGUCCAAUACAAUGGGGAAAUUCCUAAUCCUCGGCCUGGGGCGUGUAUAAACAACGACGCCAGAGGAUCAAGCUACAUGAGCUCGCUGAAUUUGCCAGACAAGACACUGCAGUUUGUUAGAGACCAUCCUCUGAUGGAUGACUCAGUGACCCCCAUGGGAGGCAGACCUCGGCUGGUGAAGCAAGACGUGAAGUACACACAGAUUGUAGUGGACAGAGUCAGAGCACUCAAUGGCACCACGUAUGACGUGAUGUUCAUCGGUACUGAUCGGGGAGCCGUGCACAAAGCCAUCAGCUACGAAAAUGGAAUGCACAUUAUUGAAGAAACGCAGUUUUUUCCAAGUUUUGAACCGAUCCAGACUCUCUUGCUUUCAUCCAAAACAGGCAGAAAAUACCUCUUCGCUGGCUCAAAUUCUGGAGUGGUUCAGUCUCCAGUGGCAUUCUGUCACAAGUACACCACUUGUGUUGACUGUGUUUUAGCAAGGGAUCCUUACUGUGCUUGGAAACCCCUUGAAGCUUCCUGCACUGAUAUUUUUAAGGAAGGUGGAACUGAAAGGAACUGGAUUCAGAACAUAGGUGGAGAUGCAUCUUCUUGUUCUGAUAAAGUAAGAGAGAAUCCCCUACAGCAUACAUUCAAGCAUGGGAGCACAGCAGAGCUCAAGUGUUCUCAAAAGUCCAAUCUGGCACAGGUAGUUUGGAAGUUCAAAGAUGAUGUGCUGAGAGUGGAGAGUCCCAAGUACCGUCUGCUGGAGAAGGCGCUGCUCAUCUUCAAUUUGUCAGAAGGAGACAGUGGUGUUUACCAGUGUCUGUCGGAAGAAAAAGUGAAGAACAAGAAAUUUUCUCAGGUGCUGGCUAAGCACGUCUUGGAACUGAAAAAAAUACAGCACACCGUGGCGGGCCCCACCGCGCCGACAGAAGGUAAUAGCGAUGUGCUCAGAGCGCCAGCCGAGUCUACUGCUCACACCUCGACCCCUCACAUGGUACCAGUCACGACAGCAAGGAUAGUAACAAAGCCCAUUGGCCCUGUCCUGACAAGUGUAGCCUCCAACACCGAGCUCUUCAACUCUAUUCCCGACGCGGUCCCGGAGAAGACGAUGUUCCUCAAGUCGAACGACAACUUCCUGCUGAUGUUCCUCUUCCUCUUCUUUUUCAUUCUGUUUCUGUGCCUGCUCUCCUACAACUGCUACAAGGGGUACUUGCCGGGGCAGUGCUUGAAGUUCCGCUCCGUCAUGCUGCUCGGUAAGAAGAAAACCAAGUCGGAUUUCUCCGACUGCGAGCAGAGCGUGAAGGAGACGCUGGUGGAGCAGGGCAGCGUCAGCCACCAGAGCGGGGAGCAGCCGAAGCCCGCGCACGACACCGGCUACGAGACGGAGCCCGACUGCGGGAACAGCCAGCUGCAGGCCGGGGACUCGCAGGCAUCCCGGGAGGCCAAGGACAAACCCUUCGACGUCAAGUGUGAGCUCAAGUUCGCGGACUCGGACGUGGAAGGGGACUGAGCGAGGGACG
Messenger RNA from Empidonax traillii (willow flycatcher), 2620 nucleotides. RefSeq names its product semaphorin 4D (gene SEMA4D). The coding region runs from base 64 to 2610 and encodes 848 amino acids. NCBI's taxonomy places the organism in Eukaryota, Metazoa, Chordata, Aves, Passeriformes, Tyrannidae. The transcript has 14 exons. The record is from RefSeq and is a predicted model, not a curated record. Gene Ontology annotation, biological process: semaphorin-plexin signaling pathway; ossification involved in bone maturation; negative regulation of axon extension involved in axon guidance. Gene Ontology annotation, molecular function: semaphorin receptor binding; chemorepellent activity.